ACACAUAAGCAUAAACAAACAUAUGCGAGCUGAAAUUUAAGCAGCGAUGGUACGGCUGGCUUAUGUGUUAUAUGAAAUAAAUGCCGGCCAAUAAAUAAAUGUCCGCUUUAAAUUAGUGCUAAAUUAUGAGUAAAAAAAUUGAUUUCAUAUAACUGAUCGCAACAGCGUUGUCUGCUCUGUAACAUAAGAACACUACAGAAGGCAAUAAACAGCUUUUGAGUUUAUCGCCCACAACAAACGAAAACAUUACGAUGCCACUGAGCAGUUAUCUACGAUUUGUGUUGGCUGUUAUUUGGUGCAGUCUGUGUACGCGAAAGAUUUAUGCGCAAACCACUUGCAAGAACGGCUUGGGCCGCGUACUCUACGAACGUUUACCGAAUCAACAGCUGCAAGGCUAUGAUGACGAUGUGGUACGCGAUACGGCACCGCCUUUUCGAGUUUUAGAAAAAUGUCAAGAUUUGUGCUUGCGUGACCGCACCGGAACAAAUAAUUUAGUGCGUACCUGCACUAGUUUCGAUUUUCAGCCAGGCAGUCGUAUAACGGCAUUUGGCGGUAACACCGAAUACGAAGAAUCAUUAUGCUAUCUAACAUCUGAACAGGCCAGUCCAGAAGGCAUUGGCAGCCUAAUGUUGGUACCCAACAGCGUUCAUUUCAAUGAGAUAUGCUUGACAUCUAGCCGUCCGGAGAGGGAAUGUCCCAGUCGACGCUAUGUAUUUGAACGUCAUCCACGCAAGAAACUCAAGUUACCCAUUUCGGACAUUAAAGAGAUAACGGCCGCCAAUCGUUCGGAUUGUGAGGAUAAAUGUCUCAAUGAAUUUUCGUUUGUAUGUCGUUCAGCGAACUUUGAUUCGACCAUGCGUUCAUGUGCACUAAGCAGAUUCACCAGGCGCACACAUCCUGAAUUAUUGGAAGAUGAUCCAAAUUCGGAUUAUUUGGAAAAUACUUGUCUAAAUGCUGAGCGUCGCUGUGAUGGAUUGGCGGUAUUCGUUAAAGAGGAGAAUAAACGCUUAGGUGGCCCUUUCGAAGUGGACAUUUUCAAUAAUAUGACACUAGAAGAAUGUCAAACGAUGUGCCUUAGAGCCGAAAAAUACUUUUGCCGUUCUGUAGAAUUUGAUGAUCAAACGAAGCAAUGCAUUUUGUCCGAAGAGGAUUCAGUUUCGCAAAAAGAUGACAUUAGCAUCAGUUCUAGUCCAACGCAUCAUUUCUAUGAUCUUGUAUGCUUGGACAACCAACGCGCCACCGAUUAUCCUGAUAACUCGGUGACAUCGCAUCUCUUUUCCAGUGGUCGACGACCUGAUACAGCUUUUCAACGUUACCGUAACUCACGGCUUGGUGGCGAAUUCCAUUCUGAGAUAACCGGUCGUUCAUUAAGCGAAUGUCUAGAUGAAUGCCUCCGCCAAACGAGUUUCCAAUGCAGAUCUGCUGUGUACAGUGAUCGUUUUCGUACGUGUCGCCUAAGUCGCUACAAUCAGAAAGACGGUAUGCGUAUCAUCUACGAUGCAGACUAUGAUUACUAUGAGAAUUUAAUGCUAAAUGUUAUUAACGGUGCUAGCGAUGCGGAUGAACAUGGCAUUUCUGGGUCUGCAUCUAAUAACGGCCAUCGACCUGGAGACCGUCCAGGCGAUUCUAAUUGGCGGAAUCCGAACAAAGAUAACGAUCGUUAUGGUAAUAAUCAUUACAACGGCGGUAGUAAUAACGGGGGCUUAGGUUAUGGUCCAUACGAUCGGUAUCCUGAGAACGAUGAAUACGACCGCCACCACGGACAAGGACUGGAACGUUAUCCUAGUGGCGAACGUGAUCACCUUGACCGAGAUCGGCAUCGUGAUCGAGAUCGAGAUCGUUAUCCGUACGCAGGACCCUAUGAAGACGAUCGUUAUUCAAUGAAUGGCGACCGUAAUCGCUAUCCGAGCGAUCGUGAUCGUUAUCCCAGUGAUAGGGAUCGCUAUCCAUCAGACCGAGAUCGUUAUCCGUCAGAUAUGGACCAUUAUCCUCAAGCAGAUCGCUAUCCUGACAAUGGCUCUAACCGUCGUCCUUACGACGACCGCAUGCCACCAAGAAAUCCUUACAUAGAACGUUAUCCAACAUCUAAUUAUGAUUAUCGUUAUCCUACUACGAGUCGUUACCCAUUACGAGACCGUUACUCACCGUAUCGUCCUAAUAACGGGCAUUAUUCGCCGCUUAACGAUAACAAAUUGCCUGGUGAUGUAACCCAUUCCAGACCCCAUCCACCAGACGACGAUUAUCCAUAUCGCCCGUACCUUAUUGGAAAUCGUUAUCCCGACGAUCGGUACGCUAUUCGAUAUCCAUCGCGUUAUCCACCACCUCGUGAUCCUCUAAAUGCUUAUACAGGCCGUGAUGCACCUGACGGCAUUUUUCCCGAUCGACGUUUUCGCCCCUCCUCGUAUGACUCACGCUAUCCGCUUGUUACUGAAGGUUCCCGUGAUAACAUUCCGCCUCCUCGUUAUGGAUCUGACGGCAGAUAUCCUCCUGAAGAAAUUCUGCACAAUGCUCGCCGACCUGAACCUGACUCCAAUAGGCGUUACCCGUCAGCUCCUUUAAUGCCCCCACCAGCGACACCUAAUCGUUUUCCGGUAGGUACUGACCGUUUUCCUGCGGACAUAUACAAAUAUGGUAACCGUUUUGGUAAUCCCAAUUCAGGCGCUGCUGGGCCAGGUUACCGACCGCGACCUCCACCUCCUCCUGCCUUUUAUGAUAUGGACUACGAAGAACGUUAUAACGAUCGCUACAGCCCGUACGAUCGUGAUUAUGACAGAUCGUUGGGUCGCAGACCUGGUCCUUCUGGAUUAGGUUACCCACCCUAUGAAAAUCCUUUCAAUCGUCCUUACCACGGCGGUAGCGGUUCCUUGACGCCCUUGCCUAAUGAUCACCCUAUACCGGGAGCUUUACCAGCUCCCCGUCCUCCAUCUUACAAUGGGCCUCCGGCGGGCAGCAUACCACGUCCACCCAUAACUAGAUGUGAAGAAAGCGAUAAUUUUAAACAAGUAGCUGCUCGCCACAAAAUGCGACGACACUUCAUACGCAGAGCUCUUGUAGUUCCUUCUCUGAUACAAUGUGAAAGAGAAUGUGUAGAGAGUCGGGAAUUUAUUUGCCGCAGUUUUAACUACAGGGACACAGCAGUUUCCAACUACGAUGACCGAGGAUUACCUAAUUGUGAAUUAAGCGAUCGUGAUUCGCGAGAUUUAGAUGUUCACGAUCCCAGCUUAUUUGAUGCAGCCAAUUAUGAUUUUUACGAACGUAGCAUAGCACGUAGUGAUGGCGAAUGCAUGGACGUGACCCAAACAUGCAACGAGGAGGGCAUGGAAUUCACUAUUCGCACUCCGGAGGGUUUUGUGGGCCGUAUAUAUACAUACGGUUACUACGAUAGAUGUUUCUUCCGUGGCAAUGGUGGUACAAUAAAUGUUUUACGUAUAAGUGGUCCUCAGGGUUAUCCAGAUUGCGGUACACAAAAAUACGGCGACACGCUUACCAAUAUUGUGGUUGUGCAAUUCUCGGAUAAUGUACAAACGAGCCGUGACAAACGUUAUAAUUUAACGUGUGUGUUUCGCGGGCCAGGCGAAGCCAUUGUCACAUCUGGCUACAUAGGAGCAGGAUCUGGCAGUCCCAUUCCAAUUGAGUACUUACCGGCGGAGAAUACCUUGAGCUCCAAGGUGCGUCUGAGUAUUUUAUAUCAAGGCAGACCCACAACUACCAUAGCUGUAGGAGAUCCUUUAACAUUCCGUUUAGAGGCUUUGGACGGUUAUAACCACGCUACAGAUAUCUUUGCCACAAACGUCCUAGCACGGGAUCCCUAUUCCGGUAGGAGUAUACAACUUAUCGAUCGUUUUGGCUGUCCAGUUGACCCAUAUGUAUUUCCCGAAUUGGAUAAAUCACGUGACGGCGACACGCUAGAGGCACGAUUCAAUGCUUUCAAAAUACCUGAGUCGAAUUUCUUAGUUUUCGAAGCUACAGUACGUACAUGUCGUGAAGGUUGUCAACCCGCUUAUUGUCCCGGCCCGUCGGGUCGUCAAGAACCUUCCUUCGGAAAAAGGCGAAGAAGAUCUCUUAAUAAUACUGAAACUGUUGUUGAAGGAAUCUACUAUGAAGAAAAUCAAAAUAGUACAGAACUGUUUCUAGAACCGAUGGCUGAACGUCUGAUAGACGAGCCGACGGAAGUAAAUAGUACCACUAUAUCUGCAACGCUGGGAGAUGGGAAUACCAUAGACAAUGACAGCGAGGAACCAGAGCAGGUCAGGGAAAUGAUUGAAGUAUUUGAAACCCGUGAAGAGAUUGAAAAGGAGGCAUAUCCUCGUAGAUUAAUGGCUCCCAUUGAAACUAUAUGCUUGACACCAUCCGAAUAUCAUGGUCUCAUAACGGCUAUCAUUUUAUUAUUAAUUUUACUGCUAAGUAUAACUCUUGUUGCUGGACUGGCAUACAGACGCUAUUGGAUAACAAUGUCUAAAAAUCGUUUAGCAGAUCGGCACUCACCCUCACACUCGUAUGGUAAUUCAUCAAUACGUACUCAUCACGAACGUUUCAGUGAAAUUGGUCAUAUGCCAAGCGGCUCGAAUCCUACGAAUGCUCGAAGCCAGCGCGCUACAAAUUCAUUUCGUACAAAUGUUUCAAUGUUUGGCGGCACUUUACAUAAGACUUUUGCUACCGGUAAUUUAGCACGAAUGUGUCAAUUGCCAGUUAUGAACCCUAUGCGUACAAAUCACUCGAAUACUAAUCAUCAAUUUGAAGAUCCCAGCGAACCCAUAUACACUGAUCCGUCUUUAUUUGAGCGAUCUAGGUCUCUCCGUAGCCUAGAUGGAGGCAAUGGCGAGCCAGAACAACGUCACGCUUUAUAAAAGGAAUCAUGAGAAAAAAGAAUAAGGACUAAAUCUCUAAACAUUUUAUAAAUACACCAAAACCUGUUUUUACACAACAGUUCAAUUUACAAAACAAAUGCCAUCGGGACGUUUUACGAAAGCAUUCAAUACUGAUUCUCUACGGAUGACACUCCGCAAAAAAAUGCAGGCAUCAUCUACACAAUCUUAUAAAUAUGCUUUUUUAUGUUUCUAUUCUCUAAACGUGUAUAAAAGCACCGCUGGAAUAGGAC
Glossina fuscipes is the source of this 5098-nucleotide messenger RNA. RefSeq lists its product as uncharacterized. Bases 252 to 4847 code for a protein of 1531 amino acids. NCBI's taxonomy places the organism in Eukaryota, Metazoa, Arthropoda, Insecta, Diptera, Glossinidae. The record is from RefSeq and is a predicted model, not a curated record. The transcript is spliced from 22 exons.